Necator americanus (New World hookworm) is the source of this 2898-nucleotide messenger RNA. RefSeq lists its product as uncharacterized. Lineage: Eukaryota; Metazoa; Nematoda; Chromadorea; Rhabditida; Ancylostomatidae. The record is from RefSeq and is a predicted model, not a curated record. The transcript has 7 exons. Bases 1 to 2898 code for a protein of 965 amino acids. Gene Ontology annotation, molecular function: 5'-3' DNA helicase activity.
AUGAAUCAAGUCAAGAGAUGUUUCGAACUGUCCGAGCCGGUGUUCUCCUUCCCGUGGCUUCCCGUGGAGGAGGGCCGUGCGCUGGGGGCGGCUCAAGCGGCCGAACAAGAGUCUAGUGAAUAUCAUAGCCGGGAUCCGGCAGAUAUCAAGUCUAGUCCGUCAUCGACCCAGGACCCUUCUCAGUAUAGUUUCUUCUGGGAGUCCGCAGGUGAAGCGAUGUCAGUAUCUCACCUAGCUUUGUCCUCUUCUCCCGACGUUACCACCAGAGACAUGGACUGCUCUACUCCCCCACCGAAUCUUAGCCGGGAUCUAGGACAGACUAGGGUAACCGCAAGGGUCGACACUACGGUUCUCUCCUCAGACGAUAAUCUGCUACGUCUUACUGCGUCUAUGGAGAAUCUCUCCAUCACUCAUACAGUAUCCCAAGUUCCCUCGACCUGCGCCGCCACUCCGGGUGAAGUCGACGUUGCGUCUUCUUGUUCUAGCGGUUGCUUCUCGUCGCCUCCACCGGGUCCGUCUCAGCCGUCGGCGGCCACGUCUCCUAGUCACGACGAUACCAGUUGGGCCAGUCCUUCGGAAGCAUCAUUAGCAUUCGGGUAUGGUAGGGAGCGGGGUCGCGGUGCCGUGAGACGCUUGGCGCAGCGUGAACAGUCCCCGGUUCGCGACGAGGAGGUCAUACCCCGACCGAUACUCAUAUCGAGCGAGACACCGGUUGGCUUCCACCAUUAUUUGAAGCAUCUGCAUCUAUGGGCGAAGUUCGUUAACCCGCGUCCCGUCCGUAUUCUCCGAAGCCCCCGUCUACGGGUGGAUCUCCGGAUGCCAGCGGAAACUUAUCCGCACCUUCCUCCUUCAGGCUACCUUAAGCUGAGUUUCAAUCGGACGCUGUUCCCCUUAAUCCCGAUACCGGAGGUCGGAGUACCCCCCGCGAUUCCCUUGAUAGAACUGCAGCACUUGGAGGACACGAUCGCGUUUUGCCAGCGUUCCUCCCAAAUUAUCCAGGAAGUGUUAGCGGGUUCACAUUCAGACAUUGACGUCGAGUCGGUAGAAAAGACUCCUUCGGGUCGUCACGACACUGUAACUCUACCACCUAUUGCAGAUCUUAAGGAUUAUGUGUGGGUCUAUGACGUGAAACCCAGUCGUCAGGCGCUCAGCAACCCUAGCGCUGUCUUAGCACAGUCCCGCAUCCCUCGUACGACGGCACUCGAGAAUAACUCGGCUUACUUCUUCAGAGCAGCUUGUUUCGUGUUUGCGUCGCCCGAUACCCUACAAGAGCCUGUCUACGGACUUGUUCUAGGCGCGCCGGAUGCCGUUUUCCUCACACCUACUAUUUGCGAUUUCCGUCUCGAUGAGGCACGCGAGGAUCAGUUCCUCUCGUCCAGGACGCGAUACAAUGUCUCUUCGGCGAUGCGAUUUUCGGAACCCCCGCCGUCCGAGCACGCCCGUAGGCAAUUGUGUCAUCUCGUUCGCCGGUUUCUCCCGAUGCACCCAGAGGAAGCUAUUGUACCUUUGCGCGUAUCACGCCCGACCCAGGAAGACGAGCAAUGGCUGGCCGACAGAGCGGGGUCGUUUGAAAACUAUCGUCGUUUCCCCGACUUAGCCAAGCGGCAAAUGGCCCAGAUCUUCAAAGUGGCCCGUUCGGCCUUAUCGGCAAUAAGCACUAUGCACGACGAUCGGCAGACACAUUGGGUGACCGCAACGAUACCCAGUUUUCAGAUCUUCCCGUUGCGCGUCCAUUUCGUCCUCACGGACAUGGCAACCGAAGUUAGAUGGGCUGGUAGCCGGCCAGUAGCCAUGUGGGUAGUUGGCGCUAAUACUCUCACGCGCGCCACAGUCAGACGAGCAAACCUGGACUCGCAGUCCAAGAAUUUGAGGGUAGUAGUCGAUAUCAGCGGUUGGCACAAUCGGUCGGUAGAACGUCUCGCCCAUGAACACGGUCGCCCCUUUGACGAGGGCGUCUUUCUCGAUGUCGCGGCCCGCCUGACGAAGGCAUCAGCUGCCGCCAACCCCGUAGACGAGCACAUUUCUAGGAUGUGCUUAAUAGAUAACUUCGCGCGGGGAUCAGUAGCCCUCGCUAUCAUGGAUCGAGUAUAUGGUUCUGCCCCCCUAGGUUGCCUUAAUCGCGGAGAAGAAAAGCCGACGGCCCUGAUAACCCAGGAUAUGAUCGUCACGAUUCACGGUCGCGUCACUCUCUCUACAGAGCAACGCGAAACCACAGCAUUGGGGGCCGAUAGCAUCCCCAUUACUGUUAUUCAGGCGGCUUUCGGUACGGGCAAGACAGUCGUUGGUGCAAUUAUCGCUGCUCGAUGGGCAACAGGAGACGCCCCCGUCUUGGCAACAGCGAGCACCAACGCGGCUGUGGCCCAGUUCGCUCAGACGAUGCUGUCGCUUUCGGCUUAUAGGGACCUGAACGUGUUACGGUUUGUGGCGGACUCAGCAGCUCAGGAGAAUCUCACGCCUACACCAGUCGACCUGAAUAAGAUUCUCAUGUCGCUAGGAGAGACCUACGCCGAGGUCCUUUCCGACGCGGAGAGGAGUGUGUGUGAUAGUUUCGCGGCUUGGCGUAGGGUCUUAGAGGAAUACAUCAAUGACCCCGAACUUGCUCUCCACAUGACCGAAGAAGAUAAAGAGGAGUACGCUGUGGCCGAGCGGCAUGUUUCUCGGACGCUGGAGCAGAUGAUCCGGCUUAUGCUCAAAUUCCGUCCUCCCCACGUGCUAUGCAUAACAACUGCGUCUCUUCUGAACACUAUGGGCGACGAAGCGUCCCAGAUCCCAGAACCAGUGCUGGAGGCGUUCGCGAAUCUUUUGCCUAGGGCACAACAGGUCUAUAUCGGCGAUAUUCACCAGCUCGAACCGCACGCGAAGUGUCAUCGUGAAUCGAAGAGCCCAUCCCGCCCUUAA